ACCGUCGCACAGUCACAAUGAGUUUCUUGAUCUACGCUUUUCUAAUCGCCUCGAUUUCUAGCAACAUAUUAAAUUGCGAUACGGCAGUCACCACGAAGAACCAUGAAAAUCAAACACCGAAAACCCCGACUCUAUGGAAGGGUUUGCCAUCGCCAAGGCAAAGUACGUUGAAAAUAGAAGAAUUAAACAAACCCAUCGAUGGGAGCGCGAACUCUCCGAUAAGAAAGAGUAAAAUCUUAGGGAGUUUGGCAUUUUUAGCCGGUUUGAGUGUCGCCGGUUUAACGGGUCCAGUGAAAACGUACGCUAAGCCUCUGCCUGUGACUUUAAAUUUCGAUGCAUCUCGAGUUUCACCGCAUAUUGCUCCGAUUUACGGCCCUUACCCGUACGUGCCGCAUCCGUAUAUCUUUACCACUCCGUUUGGAUUAUAUACCCUGUUAAGCCCCGUUAAUUUACAACCAAUCGCCGGUUUGCAAAACGACGUGCAAUCGCUGGCGCAGCAAGAACAGAUACUGAAUUUGCUCGGGAACAAAAAGCCGGUCGACUUGUUGAACAACAAUGACGAAUAUACAGAAGAGGCCAAGAGGGUUGAGAAUCUGAAAACUUCGAACACCGCUCAAGUGGAGGCUGGCGGAGCUGUAGAAUUUGAAGACGACCGGCACGCGGAAGAGAAGAUGUUUAAAGCAGCCAGUUCCUGUAACGAGCAAAAGGAAUUAAGGAGAAAACAAGAUAAAUUAUCGGAGUACAACGCCGAUGAUAGCUCUAAUAUCGGCUCGCAACUAUUCGACAUUUUUCGCAGUCCAAAUAAAACGAAGCAGCUCAAGGGCGAGGCUGCCACCAAUGUUUCGAAUACGAGAAACGAUACGAACACACCCCCUCUAAUGAUCAAUGGAACUACGACGAAUAACAACACCAAUAACCAAACAACAAGUCCGCCGUUUUAUGGUUAUUACUCUGGAUAUCCACAAGAUAUACAUCACGUCGAGUUUACUACCGAAACGAACAACUACAAGUAUCAUAAUUACGAUCACCUUAAUUACAAUUUACCGUCGUACGAUAAGCCGGAGAACUUUUACUCAGACGAAAGGUACAAUUAUUAUUUUAAUCCGCCUCCAGACGCUUCUGCCACCAACGAAUUCCCUCGAGAACAAAUACCUGAAUAUCUUCCUCACGAUUUCAAUAGAUACAUGUACACGUCGUACAACGCACCGCCAAUUCCUAAUAAUGGUUUUAGACCUGUCGCGUAGAUCAUGUAUUGUAAUAAGAUGCUUUUCAUACAUUUCAAAAGAAAUUUUUUGUUACUAAUGCAAGAUUAAAAUUAAAAUUUAAUAAACUUGUCGCGCCAAAUGCACAUUUAACACUUGAA
Messenger RNA from Megalopta genalis, 1363 nucleotides. RefSeq lists its product as uncharacterized. The record is from RefSeq and is a predicted model, not a curated record. Lineage: Eukaryota; Metazoa; Arthropoda; Insecta; Hymenoptera; Halictidae.